CCGAUACAAACAAUCCGAGUGCUGCCCCACUAGCGACGCGUAAUUGGGCUUUCCUGGAAAGCACUAUGAAUUUUCACGUUUUAGUUUUGUUAAGUUAUCUCUUGAGGUGUGUUUUCUCUUAAUUCCUAUCCAGCUGCGUUAGCGUCUCUGGAGUGGGUGGAUUUGUGCCUCCAACAAGACAGGACAUCCACGCCUAUGGAAUAUGAGUUACUUUAGCCCCAACAAAGAUGGCCACGGUUUCCAAAAGGUUACGAAAUAUGCUCAAGUGAGUGAAAACUGAUAAACCAUACUGUAACAUAGAGAAUGAAGACAUACAGGACAAUGAAGUCUCGUUUUUUAAAUAACGUUCCUGGCCAAUUUUCCUGGUUUUCCCAACAACGUCGCAGAACCUCCACUCGGGUUGCGGCUAAUGUUAGUUUGUCAGACAUCUCUCCUCUCAGGCUCUUCGGUCAGAGUCAGCCAUGAUGGCGACCAUGUAAAGCAAGCGGGCUGUGAGCAGAGCCAACACAAUGAGGUUCCCCCGAUGCUUCACUGGGCUCAGGCGGGCCUAUUUGGUUUGGCCCAUCCUGCUGCUACUCCUGGUCGGUGCAGCCUUGACUGCUCUGCUGCCCCCUGCUGAGGACCAAGGAGGAGGCGUUGAUGUCCUGGGAGUGCUACGCAGGGCAACAUCACAAAAGGAGAAGAACCCUGCACAGGGCCACCAUGGGGACAGGAAAGAGGAGGAGCAGAGGUUCACCAUCGUCAUUCAAACUUACAACCGCACGGACGUUUUGCUCAAACUCCUAAACCAUUACCAGGCGGUACCUCAUCUUAAACGGAUUAUCAUAGUCUGGAACAACAUUGGGAAGGAGACACCCCUGAAGCUAUGGAACUCUUUUCAGCCUCAUCCGGUCCCUGUGGUCUUCAAGGAGCAGACAAGCAAUCAAAUGCGCAACAGACUACAACCAUUCCCUGAGAUUGAUACCGAUGCUGUGCUGAUGCUGGAUGACGACACCCUGGUCAGUGUUCCUGACAUCAGUUUUGCUUUCUCUGUCUGGAAGCAAUUUUCUGACCAGAUUGUUGGGUUCGUCCCACGGAAACAUGUCUCAACACCAGGAGGAGUGUACAGUUAUGGCAGCUUUGAACUGCAGGACCCAGAAACAGCUGGAGGUGACAAAUACUCCAUGGUGUUAAUUGGCGCCGCCUUCUUCCACCGUCGCUACCUGCAGGUCUUCCAGGACCAACCUCCAUCAGUUCAUGCGCUGGUGGAUGAAACACAGAAUUGUGAUGACAUUGUCGUUAAUUUUGCUGUCGCGCUGUAUUUGAGGGAGCACUCCACAGGCGGCAUUAACAAACCCUCAGGGAUCUUUGUCAAACCUGUGGACCUCCGCAACCUGGAAAAGGAUGCCAGCAGCGGGUACCAGGGUAUGUGGCAUCGUCCUGAACACCUUCUCCAGAGAUCCUACUGCCUGAACAGGCUGACACAGAUCUAUGGCUUUAUGCCACUCUGCUUCUCCAACCUGAUGGUCUCCCAGUUUGGCUUCCCCAGCUAUGCCAACCACAAAAGUAGAGGCUGAGAAGCUGCUACACCGUUUACUGUUUUGGAUUGAAAGAAGACAGACUUGAGUAACAGUCUGGUAAGUCUGUGUUUGAUUAAUAACACCUGUCUAGGCUCAGGGUUAAGUUGACACUGUUGAUCCCAGCAUGUGUAGGAACAUCAAUUUUCAAAUUUCACAGGCAAAUUCUUUUCACAUCGUGAAGACAGUAUUGCAACAAAAAAAAAAACGUAGCGAUAUUGCAGUGUUUGAGCAUUAGGGGAAAUCAGCUCAAAAUGGUUUUCACAAGUAUUAUUUGUUUGCUUAAAGUUUACCUGCUCAGGGUGUUGCUCUUUUUGUAUUUCAUGAUACGGUUUAACGCUUGCAUCUGAAGGACUAUCACUGACAAUCAGAAUUUUCUGUAUUAGUUGUGUUUAGUUGUUAGUCUGUAUAUUGUUGCCAAAGCUGCCUUACCUUAACUAUGAACAACUCUCUCAGUGGAUUGUGGUUAUUUUAUAGCCAGCAGGUGUCAGUCUUAGAGCUACUUUGACAAUUUGCCUUGUUUGUAACCACGAUUCACAGCGUUGAUGCUGUCUGGUUCAAAUUCUGGUUUUAUUACAUUUAUAGUGUUUAUGGAAAAGGUAACAUUUCUGAUGAGCUUGUGUACAGUCCCUACACAUUUAAAAUUAAUGUUAGAAAUGUAGGUAUUGUUAAUGAAAUUUUGGCCGAAAGAAAGAGUCUCAACCUAAAGUGUGAAUAUGUGAAUAAAAUAAAACUAUUGCAGGUAUUAUGCAAAUUCCAACAAUCUUAAUGUACAGUACUAUGCAUGCAUGGACAAUCGUUUGUGCACAUGUAUCAACCUUGUAAGACAAUCUUGUGACUUUGUUAAAUAAAGCUAACAUUUUUUCUA
Anoplopoma fimbria (sablefish) is the source of this 2424-nucleotide messenger RNA. It is a transcript of the gene extl2, whose product is annotated as exostosin-like glycosyltransferase 2. NCBI's taxonomy places the organism in Eukaryota, Metazoa, Chordata, Actinopteri, Perciformes, Anoplopomatidae. The coding region runs from base 510 to 1556 and encodes 348 amino acids. Gene Ontology annotation, molecular function: glycosyltransferase activity. The transcript is spliced from 5 exons. The record is from RefSeq and is a predicted model, not a curated record. Gene Ontology annotation, cellular component: membrane.